Molecule: messenger RNA, 4981 nt
Organism: Taeniopygia guttata (zebra finch)
Lineage: Eukaryota; Metazoa; Chordata; Aves; Passeriformes; Estrildidae
Gene: TYW3
Product: tRNA-yW synthesizing protein 3 homolog
Source: RefSeq, a predicted model, not a curated record
AUGGCGGCGUUCGCGCGGCGCAAGGCGCAGUGGCUGGCGCGGCCCGACCCCAGCCGGAAGCGCGCGCUGGACGCGCGGGCCGCGGAGCUCGUGCGGCUCCUGAACGCGCGCGAGUGCUUCUGCAGCGCCAGCUCGUGCGACGGCAGGGUGGUGGUGAUGGACACUGACGGCACGGGGAUCCAGAAGAAGAACUGCACGUGGCUCCUGGUAACACAUGACCCAUGUGUCAAAGGCGAUGUGAUGGCAGCACUGAAGAAAGCCACUGGUGAUGUUGUGUUCAAGUUUGAGCCAUUUGUUCUUCAUGUGCUGUGUCGGGGGCUGCAGGAUGCACAGCUGCUGCAUUCAGUGGCUAUUGACUCUGGGUUCAGAAACUCUGGUAUUACAGUUGGCAGAGGAGGAAAAAUUACAAUGGCUGUGCGGAGCACUCACUGCUUAGAAGUUCCAUUGAGCCACAAAGGGAGAUUGAUGGUCUCCGAAGAAUAUAUUGAAUUUCUGGUACAUGUAGCCAAUCAGAAAAUGGAAGAAAACAUAAGGAGGAUUGACAGAUUCCACAAAGGCUUGGAGCGGGCUCUGGAAGCUGCAGACACCUUGCAGAAGCUGUGUGUGCCUGCAGACACCUUUCCCGAGGGGCCAGAGAAGAGCCACUCUGUGUACGUACGCAGAAGAAAGAGACAGACUGCUCAGGAACAGGCUGAGCCCAGCAGAGAGCUGGAACCCCAUGAUGAUACUGAAAACAGUCUUGGUCUGUUCGCUGAAAUCAUGAUAUAGACUAAGACAUUUGAAAGCAAAUGGCAAACUGAAAAACUUUAUUGUAAUGCUCUUUUUGAGAGAUCUAUAUACUCCUGUGCUCCAAGUAGUAAUACUCUCAUGGAUAUUGACCAGAAAAAAAGGUAAUUAAUAGUGAGCAGGUGUAACUACAGGACACAGAGAACAAACUGUAGAAUGUUUUGGGGGUUUUUAAAGUAUGCAGUUGAAUUAACAAAGUGGUACUCCAUCAGUUACCCCAGAUAUAACUGGUUUGCUGCAGCUUUUCACUGUGUUCUCUGUGGCUGCCUUUCACUUCCAGCUUCCUGGGUUUUGCAGAGCCAGCUGGCUCUGCAGGUUUCUUCAUCAGGAAGGGGAAGACAAGCAUUGAAGACUGAAGACCAUCCGCUUGUGAGACAACCAAUGCACGUGGUGGGAGUUCCACAGAAACCUUCCAAAGCAGCCUGUGUGCACCGGUCUCAGACCUUGUGUGCGUUUGGGCGGACUGGUUAAAGUAUGACUCAACUCAGGGGCAUAAUUUCUAAUAGUGCAGAGCUGCUGGCCAGGAGCUGUGUGAGCAAAACUGGAGUCCCAUAGCCCACGGGGCAACAGGCAGGUGGUGGGAGCAGCCAGGGCAAAGCACAGCAACUCCUCAUGUGUGGGGACAUGGCUUCUGCCACAGGUGUUACUGCAGCAUUGUGGCUGCAGGCUUGUGACACACCUUUGCAGUCACCAUUUUCCACAGACCUUUCUCUCCACUCUGAGGGUCAACUGCCUGUCUGGGCUGAACUGAAACCCCAGGGCUUCCAUCAACACAAAGCAACAUCUGCCUCCAUGCAGAGGGUCCUCCCCAACCUGCUGCCUUAGCAAAGCCCUGGGGAACCCCUGUUGCCAUUCCCACUGCUGGGAGUCUCACUGUUCCUGCAGAUCCCUCUUCACCACCUGGGGGGCACACAGAGGAGGUAGUUGUUGCUUAUGGAUUUAGGGAGUUUGUUCAGAAUAGUCUGAACCCUCCUCUGCAUGUGACAUUUCUUAAAAUGUCUGGCGCUGGUCUGUUGGAUAUGUCUCAAGGGACGAUGACACCAGCACCAACCAGAAGCAGUGCCCACAGACCCUGUAACAGCCCAAACACUCACCCUUUGUAACAGCACUACAGUAUUUGCAUUCUGAGAAAUACAGUUUGUCAGAAACUGACCCACAUUCCUCUGAAAAAUUAUUAAAAAUUCAGGAAGACUUUUUGGCAUCUUAACACAAAAAUGUUACCCUGUUUGCAUCUUGUUACUUUAUUCCCAUCAUCGCCAAUUAUUGAAGACUGACCCUACAACAAGACAAACAGAGAAGGAUCAGGGAAACAUGUUAUUUCAGUAUGUAGAACAGUUUUUGCAACAUUUUUCUGAUUUUUUUUUUUUUUUUUUUUUUUUUUUUUUUUUUUUUUUUUUUUUUGCACCCCAUCCAAGGUUGCAGAGGGUGAGGCUGAGGAGGUUUCACCACCCUGACACUGUUCUGGGACCAGCAUCACCUUCAUCCAUGCACCAGUGCCCUUACACCUUGCCCCACACUCACCCAAGCGCCACCAGCUCAUUUUGAGGUUAAUUUCGUCAAGCUGUGUUUUAUUUCCAGCUGCUGUAUGGGAGUCUGUUGGGUUGUCAAUAUGCAGAGCACAGGCAGCAGUUGGGCAGAGCAUCCAGAGGCAGCUGGAGGCAGCACCCCUGAAAAGGGGAUUCUGGGGGUUGUGGCUGCAGGGAAAUUCACCAAUAAGCAACAAGACUCCUAAAACUGUCAAAUCUUCAUCAUUUGGAAGUUUGCUUAGCCACUUAAUUAAUCUAAAAGGUAUUUUUAUACUUGCUCUCACUGUGUUAAAUUUUUUUAAAUUACAAUUUCACUCCAUGUGCACUCAGUUUUUCAGGGGAGGCAGGUGGGUUCAGUCACUCCAGGAACUGAUUGUCAUUUUUCACCCCAUAGCAUUUCACAUCCACACCAGGAAACUACUUAAAUCAGCACCGCAGCAUUCCCUGUGGCUGUGCCACAGGUUCCGAGCCAGUUGUGCUCCCCAGCACAUCCGUGCACUUGGGCACAGAGUCAGUUGACCCAUUCACUGGGAUAAUUCUGUACAUGCAAAUCACAGAUGUCAGGAGCCCAAGUGUUCGCUUGCAACAGUUCCUCUGAAAUACAGAUACUUAACAUGGUUCACAAGAGCGUAGCAGUAACAGCUGCAGAGUGCAGUGAAAUCAUGAGUUUGCACAUGGGUUGAACCUCUCCAGACCAGGGUGGCUUUGCACCUCCCAGCUUCCACUCCUGCCAGAGCUUCACUUGAAUUUAACCAAGUCUCAAUUUAAUUUAAUCAGUCUCAAGUUUUUUUAAUUUAUCAUAUUAAAUGUAUCAUGCACUGGAGGCUUAGCAGCUCUUCAGUACUUUUGGUUACUGAAAAUACACAAUUACUUUGUAAUAUCUUGUGAAUUUGAUAUUACGUAGUUGGAUAUUGUGGGAAAUGUUUCACUUCUGAUCUACCCAUAGUUGAAAGUACCCCAGGGGAAUAUGCUGGGUGUUCUGUGAGAGAACCUUUGAAAAGGUAUGUCUUAAAAAAAUUUGUGUCUUUAAAAAUUAUAUAAAUACCAAAAUUUCCUGAGCUGCUCAGGAAAUCACACUUCGUUUCUUCACACCAGGAGAAAACAAAGCUGGUAAGAAUUGAUGUCAAACAUGCUGUGCUGACAGCAGGCAGCUACGUGGGAUCAAGGUCAGAAAAUUCUCAGUGUUUUGUGUUUUGUUUUUUUGGGUUUUUUCCCUUAAAUCAGAGACUGACACCCAAAUUCCAUACAGAGAUUACAUGAAAGAUCUUGUUCUGCAUUCUGAAUGCAAUUUAUUUAUGGCACCUGAGCAGAUAUGCUGUUUUGUUUGGUCAAUUUUAUACUGGAGGGGAAAAGCUUGUUUUCAUUUUCUGCAGGAUCCCGAGAGAAGAGAACUAUUUUUCUCAAAGUCAGGUUUCGUAGCUGUAAUUGUGACUUUUGCAGAGUAGCUCUGCCAGCUCAGAGGCUGGCUGGUAGGUGCUUGCAGGGCACCCCCGCUGUGCCCGGGCCGGGCCGGGCGGUGGGCGCGGUGCUGCGCGGGCAGAGCCCGAUGCUCGGCACGUCCCCUCGGCGCUCGGCUGGCACCCUCCCUCUGUCUCGGGACUCAGGCAUAGCGGGAAGGUGCCGGCACGACCAGCACCAGCGGCGGGGGAGAAUUCAUUCAUGCAGGCACCGGAGUUCCUCCGUGUGAACAGAACAGGAUUUUUUCCUUUCUCUAAAUAAGGACCUCGUAAGUUCUGUUUUAUCUCAUAGCUCUCCGCGCCUGCCCUGGUCCGCCAGUCCCUCCUCGGCUCCGUGUCCCGGGGGUGCCUGGCGGCGGCGGGACCCCAGAUGUGGGCACCGAACGAGCGCUGAGCCCCCGCAGCCGCCGGUCCCGCUCCCCGCGCCGGGAGUCGGGGCCGGGGAGCUCGCCCGGCGGCCGGGAGAAGCCAGCCCUUGUGCUGAUAGCAGAAGCCAUUUAAACUCCCGAAAAGCUGAGCAGCUGGCAAGGAAAAACCUGAUUUCCUUGGGAUGAUCAGCAAUCCUCCACUAAUGGAGAUAUAAAUGGUCCCAUCACUUCCCAACUGCUCGUCCUCGACAGAUUCGGCAUCCAUGUUACACGGGCAGCACUGCUCUUUUAUAAUCUGCUCAUUUAAAUAUUUUUGCGUAGCAUUGCUAGCAAAAAUCAAGGAUAUUUACAAAGGAAAUGCACCCAGAGUUUAUACAUACAAUCCACUUUUUUCUCUUACUUUGCAUUCCUUGAUGCCUUAUUUCAGGGUUUUCUUCAAUCGCACUUAGCCUGAGCUUUGUUAUGUUCUGUCUCAUUUGAAACGCCUUGAAAAUACUGCAAAGAGAAUGAUGGGGAAACUAAAUCUGCUAGGAUUUUACUUAGAGCUCUGUGCAGGGUCUACUUGUUUUUCCUGUAACGUAUUCACCUUGUAGUGACAUACACGAUCCAGGGACACACCAGUUUUGGAAAAUAUUCAGAAUUUGGAAAAAAUUCAGAAAUGCUGUGGGUAGUUGUAUAUGAGAUCAGAAUUUGUCCCAAAAUGUACAAUAUUAAAAAUGACAAUUUUCCCUUCAUUCCUAUUACCUAGAUAUGAAAGUUCCAAUUCAAGAAUGUGUUUUCACAUCCACAGCACUCUGGGGUAGUAUUAAAUGAACUCUGUUUAAUAAAACACAUUCCAAGUUGC